AGCUCUCCCGCGCCACUGGUCAAUUGGCCCGCCGCAGCAACCAUGUCGACCAUCACAAGAACCCUGGGCAAUCUGCGCAAGAUUGGCCUGAAGGAAUACUGGCAUCAACUCAACUACAUCGGCGACACCAAGGCCGGCACCUUGAUCGGCACCGACAAGUUCGGCAACAAGUUCUACGAGAACAAGGACGAGCUGCCGCUCCGCACGAGAUGGGUCGACUACGCCAAGCACGACUAUGAUGCUGGCCACAUCGAGCCUCUGUGGCACGCCUGGAUCUCGUACGCCAUCGACACCCCGCCCAAUCAGGACCCCAUCAAGGCCACGGGCGACCGGCCCUGGAACCCCAAGGAACACGUUCCCAACUGGACUCUGAGCCGCGGCGCGUUCAAGACUUACAACACGACCAAGCCCAAGAUCCAGUCGUGGGAGCCUGUCGCUGCCCCUAGGUAAGCAGGGAGUGGAAGCGGGGCUGGAAGGGGGGGAGAAAAGGCAAUGUAUAUACGGACUGUGAAGAGAUCGAGGUUCAGUUGCCGCACCUUGCGGCUCUGCGAGGCGUGAGGACAACGGAAUAUCUCGUUUGACCGUCCAUGGACGGACCAACUCCUUGUGCUUUGAGCCGAGGCGGCAAGAAUUUGGACUCGGCGCUAUGCCUAGUCUGACUCUGUGCCAUGGUAUGUCGUCAAAUGGGGAUGCAAACACGAGCCGUUGUUGAACACGUCUUGCCUGAUUUCUCAAGGUAACUUCUCACGGGAAUAAAUAUCCAAAUCAUCGACUAUAUCCAAAGGCC
This is a messenger RNA of Thermothelomyces thermophilus ATCC 42464, 787 nucleotides long. RefSeq lists its product as uncharacterized. The record is from RefSeq and is a predicted model, not a curated record. Bases 43 to 450 code for a protein of 135 amino acids. Lineage: Eukaryota; Fungi; Ascomycota; Sordariomycetes; Sordariales; Chaetomiaceae. Gene Ontology annotation, cellular component: membrane. The transcript has 7 exons. Gene Ontology annotation, biological process: mitochondrial respiratory chain complex I assembly; response to oxidative stress.